AUGGACUCGCCAGUCCUUACCCAGCUGUUCCGACAGCUCUUCCGCCAUCCGGCAUGUCGAUCAUUAAGGCGGUCACCUUCCGUACUUACUCGACCACAAUCCCGAUCAUUUCUCACGCGGCGCACACCUGUCAACAACAUCGAUGAGGAGUACAGGACGUAUCCGACGGUGACGGCGAAGGAGCUACGAAACCGCCGCGAACGGCCGCGGCAGGUCAAGAUGCUGACGCGCGAAUUCAUCGACGACAGCCUCUACAACCCGCAUUAUGGUUAUUUUUCCAAGCACGCGACCAUUUUCAGCCCCGGAGAGCCGUUCGACUUCAACAACAUCGAAGACGGGCCGGCGUUCCACAAACUCCUCGGUCAACGGUACACGGAGUUUGAAGACAAGCUCGAUGCGACGAACCCAGAUAUCGCGCGACAGCUAUGGCACACACCGACCGAGCUGUUCCGACCAUACUAUGGCGAGACCAUUGCGCGGUACUUGGUGUCAAAUUACAAGCUGACUCUAUACCCGUACCACGACCUGAUCAUCUACGAAAUGGGUGCAGGAAACGGCACAAUGAUGUUAAACAUCCUGGAUUUCAUCCGCGACACCGAUUACGAGGUGUACCAGCGCACCAAGUUCAAAAUCAUUGAGAUCUCGCCCGCACUGGCAGAUCUACAGUACAAGAAUUUGACCGACAAGCUCAGUGCCAAGGGACACCGGGACCACGUCGAGAUUGUAAAUCGGUCAAUUUUCGACUGGGACACAUACGUUCAUUCCCCGUGUUUCUUCCUGGCCCUGGAGGUUUUCGAUAACUUCGCCCACGACACCAUCCGCUACCAACAAGGCACUGAGAUGCCACAGCAGGGCGGUGUGCUCAUCGAUGCGGACGGCGAGUUCCACGAGUACUACAACAACCAGCUCGACCCAGUCGCAGCUCGCUUCCUACGCGUGCGUCAAGCCGCCGCCCGCCGUCCAUUCCCAAGUCCCUUGGGACCGCCGCUGCUCCGCGGCCUCCGCUCCGCCGCGCCCUUCCGGAAGGAAUACACCCUGCCUGAGUACAUACCAACACGACUGAUGCAGUUCUUUGAUGUUCUGAAUCAGUAUUUCCCGGCCCACCGCCUCGUCUCCAGUGACUUCAAUUCCUUGCCAGAUGCCGUGCCUGGGAUCAACGCGCCGGUCGUGCAGACUCGGUAUCAGCGGCAGACAGUGCCAGUGUCGACUCCUUUUGUCCACCAAGGCUACUUCGAUAUCUUCUUCCCGACGGACUUUAAUGUCGUCGAGGAUAUGUAUCGUGCUAUUACGGGGAAGCUGACGCAGGUCACGAGCCAUGAGGAGUUCGUGCACCGCUGGGCCUAUAUUGAGGAUACGGAGACUCGGAACGGGGAGAAUCCGCUGCUGAGCUGGUAUAAGAAUGCUAGCAUGUUGAUGACUGUGUAG
Penicillium mononematosum is the source of this 1425-nucleotide messenger RNA. RefSeq names its product class I SAM-dependent methyltransferase. Gene Ontology annotation, cellular component: mitochondrion. Lineage: Eukaryota; Fungi; Ascomycota; Eurotiomycetes; Eurotiales; Aspergillaceae. The transcript has 4 exons. Gene Ontology annotation, molecular function: protein-arginine omega-N symmetric methyltransferase activity. The record is from RefSeq and is a predicted model, not a curated record. The coding region runs from base 1 to 1425 and encodes 474 amino acids.